AUGUUAGACAAAUCUGAUGAUUUCGAAAAAUUUAAAUUCAAAAAUAUCAAUAUUCUUUCAGAAAAAACGAUUUACAGAGCAAUUAUGUAUAAUGACAAGGAAGAAUUUAUCUAUUUCACUGAAAGAGAUGAUUUUGAUAAAAAUCAAAAACUUAAAAGUGAUUUAUAUCCAGCUUCUUAUCAAGGAUAUUCAUUACUUGAAUUAUGUUGUUACCACGGAGCAGUUGAUUGUUUCAAGUUAUUAAGAACAAAAUUUAACUUAGAAAUAACUUAUAUGUGUCUAAAUUUAUCAUUUUUAGGAGGAAAUCAAGAGAUCAUGAGUGAAUGUUUGAAAUAUCAAACACCAAGUGAAGCAUGCAUGAAUUUUGCAAUUAUUUCACACAACAUUGAUUUUGUUACAUUCUUGAUGAACGAAUACAAUAUAACGAUCAAUUUAUUGAAUUGUGGAAAUUAUAAUAAUCUUGAAUCAUUUUUAGUUUAUUUCGAUCAAACUAAUGAUUUUAACCAAUGUUUUACUUAUUCCCCAUUGUUUGAAAUUCCAUCACUUUGCAAAUAUUUUCUUUCACGUGGUGCAGAUAUCAAUGAAAAAGAUAUUUUAGGAAGAACUGCUCUUAAUUAUGCACAAAAUUGUAAUAGUAAAGAAACAGUACAACUUCUUAUUUCAUAUCAAGUUCGAUCGCGUGCUGCAUUUAUUAAGUUACCCGAUUAA
Molecule: messenger RNA, 708 nt
Organism: Trichomonas vaginalis G3
Lineage: Eukaryota; Parabasalia; Trichomonadida; Trichomonadidae
Product: protein of unknown function (DUF3447)
Exons: 1
Coding region: 1-708 (235 amino acids)
Molecular function (GO): protein binding
Source: RefSeq, a predicted model, not a curated record